AUGAUGAAAAUUGCCGACACCGCCGCCGAAAUCCUCGGAGAAGAGACAGACAUGCUAAGCGACGAUUUUAUGCAGUAUUUUGGCACUUGCUUCGUGAAGUUCUUUAGUCACUAUGGAUACGAUCGUGUCAUCAAAGUAAGCGGCCGCUAUCUGCGGGAUUUUCUAAUAGGAAUUGACAACUUGCACGAACAUAUGCGUUUUGGAUACCCAAAGCUUCAGUCGCCGAGUUUCUUCUGUGAAGAGGAAACAAGUUCUGGGCUAAUUUUGCACUACAUUUCCAAAAGGAAGGGGUUCAUGUUCUACGUUGUUGGUCAAAUCAAAGAAAUCGCGUCUCAGUUUUAUAGCAUGGACGUAGAUGUUAAAGUUCUAAGCAACGAAGUCGUCAACAAUACAACUCACGUUGUCUACCGCUUGGGUUUUGAUAAUACCGGGUAUAAACCUCCGGCUCCAGACUUUUUGUCAGUUCAGAGCAAGCAAGGAAUCAAUGUGGAGAUAUUUUUCAGUAUAUUUCCUUUCAGUUUUGCCUUGUCUUACGAUAUGACAAUCAAUAUGGCUGGACACGGAAUUAUAUCUACAGUGGGAAAUCGUAUCAUCGGCAAUGACAUCAGAGAGCUGUUCAGUAUGAGAAGACCAAAAGCCGAAUUCACUUGGGAAACGGUACGUAAUAAUGGUGUCUAGUAUAUAAACUCCACUAAUAUACAGCGUUAGCUUUUGCAAAAACAUGAUCAAAAUCAAUCAUUUUUGAUAGAAUUUAACUAACUUUAACUAAAAAUUUCUUUCGAUGGACAAAGAAACUAAGCUUCAGAAUCGCCUCAAAUAUUUUAACAACUUAGUUAAAACUAAAUGAUGAAUUAAUAAAUAGAUAAAUUAAUAAUUAAUUAAUAAUGAUUUAGAAGUAUCAUUCUCGUUUUUGAGGAAAAUGGGAAACCUGUAAGCCCAGAGGAAAUUCCUCGCUGUAAGGGCCAAAACCAACGGCAACUCAACUCUCACAAAGCAUUACCUCUGAGAUCAUCUCACCUAGUCCAACACGACCACCCCUAGACUCCCGCCCAGUCAGCUUGGGUGGAGGAGCGCCGGUCUGCUGAGCGUGAGUUCAAACCCUGGCCGGACGUACUACUAACCAAGGUCUUUAAAAUAAACUCACAGGUGAGAUCAUGCUAGCCGUGAUUAAAAAACCCUUUAUCAGUUCAGAUGAUCGCGUCAUAAUGGGCGGUGAGUUGAGCCGGCGUUGGCCUUGUCUCCUUCAUCUGUGCACAUUAGUUGGAAGGGGAUGUUAACAACCUGUGACAUUGUUCGACAAGAGUAGGGGACGUAGUCCCUGGUGUGGGAAUCUAUCUGACUUCUGCCGUCAUUGGUCUGGAUGGGCGAAGUGAGAUCAAACAUGGACUGAAGCGGCCGCAUAGUGCGCUUUUACAUGCUGGCGUCCGAUCUCUCCUCUCCGGUUUUUUCGUAGUUCAGCCAUUGGCUGCAAGUGAGGAAAAUUGGCAACCGGUUAUUAUUAACAAAAAGAAAGCAGAACCACGACAUUUUCUUUAGAAAUUAGCUCUUCUGGAAACAAACCAAACAGGUUUAUUUUAAAGGUCACAUGUGUACUAGCUACUGAUGUAUUCAGUACACUACUGGCCAGCAUCACUGUCACACGUGAUAGAUUUCUGUGUCUGUUAAUCAGAAACCUUAAACGUUUACUGUACCGGCUGGUCACCACAGAUCAAACAACUGAGCUGGUCAUAGACAAUUGCCAAACCCAAAUUGAUAGGUCAAAGUGUACACGCAGGGUCGUGAGUCUACUUGUCAUUUAGUUGAGACAGAAAACCGUAUUCUUCCAGACUAACUGCUUGCUGAAUUUUUCACUCUCUGAUAGUUCGCGACAAGGCACGUGGUUUUUGAGUUGAUCUGUACGCUGCCAACUUUACGUCGUCCCACCAUCGCCAACUUCAACAUCAACCAGUUAUCACUGGACUUCCAAAACAGAAGUACCGAAACGUGUCCGCUGUUUGUCUCUAAAGAAAAUGAAAAUCAAGCGCUGAAAAUGCCCCACAAACCACAGCUACAUCUACGGGGAAUCAUGAAGUACAUACGCUCAUGGAAUAAAAUGCUCUAUAUCUGCUCUCCAUUGUAUGUAAUUUAAUUCUUAUCUCUUUUUUUAGCAUCACUUUUUUAUUUUAUUUUUUGGUAUUAUCUAUUUCGUUGGUAUUGCACGGUUUUAAUUUUUUUGUUUCUCGCUUGGUUUGCUCGAUUGAUAGUCAAAGAACACUUGUGUCUUGAGCGAGAGGCGAGUGCAUGUUCGAACCCCAUUACAUGAGUUAUGAGGGGUUGCGUUUCUCCUUUUGGCAAUUCAAACUGGCAAGGAUUAGCUAGGGCCUGGGGGCUAAUGUUGAGGAAAAGUGAGAUUAGUUACUCAUCCGGUCCAUUAGUUGACGCUUGUUUUUUGGUGCUUAACUAACUCCAGCCUUCUGUAGAAAUAUAUUCAGUUCACUUUGCUGACAUUAUACUAAUACGAGUUAUUUUAAAGACGGUUCCUUUAAGCACCAUCAAAGUUGCAAACUUAACGUGUCUAGUUCGAAGUUGAAGUUGUUAGGUUAUAUUAUAUUUUCCUUAGAAUCGGAGGUGUUGAAGAAAUGAUGCGCAUCGGUCUGUACAUGAACGAUCUGGGGUUGCACGACACGUCACGCGAGAUGGUGCUCUCUGGAAUAAAACCACUGCCCCAGCUAGAGAUGGCUAGGGACCAGGUACUGGAACUUCCCGAAAAGUACAUGAUUAAACUGAUAUGACUGAUAUUGGUUCUUAAAUGAGACCAAUUGAUUAAGAUAAUUCUUAACUCUAAACUGUGUCACCCUUUCCCCCCUGAGAAACGUUCCACAAAAUAGACCCUUCCACGGUUUAUUCAAUUCAAUGCAAUUCAAUUUCAAUUCAAUUUUAUUAUUCACACUUUAUAAAAUAUUUACAUUAUAUAUAGUAAGGUAGGAAUACACUAAUAAAGCAGAAGAAGAAGGGGAAAAAAAUAAUGGCUUGGGUAGAAGUGUGCGGUGGUCAGAGGAGCUUAGCUUUCGAGCUAACCACCGAGCUAUUCAACUUUAACAUGGACCAAGUUAGGGAAAAUCCGUCGACAUCACUGCAAAGAGCGCCUUAAAAUCGGUUAAACUGCCAAAUUCAAAAGUGAAACGUCUUAAACGAGCGAAGAUAUAGCUCCACAGAGUUGCGAAGCGUUACAGACUUUUGUAUUUUGAGGGACACGUUUGCAACCCCCCCCCCCCGCUCCCCUCGUACAAACGUCUCUAAAAUUUCGCGACUUUGAACAGAUUUUUUCUACCUUAAUUGUCCAUGUCAAAAGUUGAAAAAAACGUCGAAGGGACGUUUAUUAAAUGCGAACAAGUAAAGGAUCAAAGAAAAGCUGAUGACGUUUUGUGACGUAAAAUGAUUUCCUUAGCCUUCGAUUCCGAUUCUGACCAUUACUUUGUGUUUUGUGGAAUUACGCAAUGUAUUUGUCUGUAAUAAAGGUAUUGCGAAGCAAAUGAGGAUUGUGAAGAUGAUUUUACUUUAACAACUGAAUAAUAUAAACACAGAUCAUGUUCAGGACGCUAUUUUUUCAUCUAAUACCAUCUAUUAGCAUCAUUCUGAGUAGAAAUUUGGAGAAUAGAGUAAAGUGUGAUAAGGGCAUAUCAAGUGCACAAGAGCCGAGACUCUGAAAAGUUAAUGACCUACGACCCUUUUUCUUCGACCAGGAAUUCGACAAAGGAAAGGCUUUAGAGGAAAACAUGGAAAAGUUGGCGUUGGAGAGAAAACGAAGCGAAGAGUUGCUUUAUAGAAUGAUGCCAAAAGCUAUCGCCGAUAGAUUGACACUUGGUGGUAAGGCUGUGGAAACUUGUGAGGUAUGUCACAAAAAUUAAUCAAAAUUCAAACAGAGGGAACCCCCAUCAAGUUGAGUAGAAAAUAAUAUAUAGAUUUAGCCAGGGCUAAAAGCGAAGCUCUGGUUAACAAUACGGGUAAACAAAAAAAAAUUAACAGUGUAACUCCGCUAAACGGGGACGACAAUGAAAAUGGCGUCAAGACUAAUAGAUCUAAUUAGCAAAAAGACAAAUUGCACGUGCAGCACACUUUUUCUUCGAAUUAACAAAAAAUAAAUUGCACGUGCAGCACGCUUUUUUGUCUUUCCCCUGCCGUUGUUUUGCACGACUACAACGCUGUUUUGUACGACUAAAACGUCAAACUUCCUAGUUACACAUUAUUUUUAUGGAGGAAUUGUCGUGUGUGCUUACCUAAUAUUUUGUUUCCUGUGUUCAUGUUCGCUUUUACUUUUCACUGCCGCUCAUUUUCACCUUGCUGGCCGCUAACAUUUCUCAUUUUCUCAACGCCGCUUUGAAUUUCCACGUUUUUCUUCCUACGAAAUUCGUCUCCUUUGUUUUUAAUAACGCGCUCUAGCUCUCUCUCUGUUAUCCACGUUAGUGUAAACAUAAAAAUUAACGCCGAAAAAGGCACGAUUUCGUUGUUGUUUUUUCCUUCUAAAAGUCCGGGCGGCCAUGUGAUUUCCUUCCAAAUAAAACCUUGAGUUGCAUUUGGGUUGCCAUACCUGUUAAUUGAGUUAUUUUACACUGGUAUGUCUGUGGUGCGUACGGACUGUCGGGGGGUCGGUGUACGGUCACGUGAUUACCAAAAUUUCUCGGAUGGGUAGAUUACCACAUUUCCUUAGCUAUGGGGCUGCGCCCACGCGCAGCGCGAAGCGCCGCGCGUGGAGCUCCGCUAAAAAUAACUGCUAAAAAUAUGAAAAGAAAGUAUAAAUAACACAGAGAAUAUUAAGGACGGUAUGAUUGGACAAUCUUAAACAAGGUUGAAACAAAAAAAAGUUGUUAACCUUCCUAACAGUUCUUGUUUCUUUGUUUUUUUUAACUUUUGAUGUGAUGUUUGGGAGACAUGUUUGUUUGACACGAAGCCAUUAGCAAGCUAUUUUUCAAGUUCCAUGGCGAAUAGAGAUGCGUAACAAGCGGUGAUUAUUAACAAAAUGAACUGGUCAGCUGUGACAGUGUUGCAUUUCAGACGUGACAAAAUACCCCAAUAACGGCCUUCAAGCAAUUGACUGCUUCAAUAUUGACAAUUGCAAAAGCAAAAUUGUUGGAAUUAUAAUUGUAGCACGGUGCACAGGGUUGAUUAAUAAAAAUGACGCUAUUGAUUACUUUACUUUGAAUUGCAGAAUUUUGAAAGUGUCACUGUUAUGUUCAGCUACCUGGAUGGCUUUGUCACCAUUUGCUCACAGGUCGGAGCUAUGGAAAUUGUGAACCUGGUCAACAACAUGUUUACCAUUUUCGACAAACUGACUGAGAAGCAUGAUGUUUAUAAGGUAAUCAAGUAAAAAGAGGGGAAGUCUUUAACCAAUUUUAUUUCAAGACUGAAAAACUUGGUUUCCUUGGUUACCUGGGAAAGCACUUUAGGCCAAAGGAAAGAUGGAGAUCUGUGAGAAGCUGCAGCCAAACUUCUAAUUGAAAAAGAUGAUAAUGAAACAAAAGUUAUGCUUGAAACUUCAUAGCUAAGUUUAAUGGCAAUAGUCAGGGUCUCUAGAUUUCCUUAAACCACCUCCAGUUCUCCUCCCGACUCCCUUUUUUUUUGUCACCACAUUCGCUACAUAUACUCAGGAGGUUGGGGGAAGGGUGGUAUUUUCCAAUCGAUAGUUUGGUUAUUGGCAAAGGUACCAUAGCUGUGGACUGCAGAUAACUGGUUAACGAAUUAAAUGAGAGAAACUUUAGAAAUGGACCAAUAAAUGAGCGAGUCCCAGUUCUUCUUGCACUAACACCCCCAACACUAAGACGUAGAUUCCAAGGGAAUGAAUAGCAGAAACACAAAAAAGGUAUUAUUUUUUAGCAAUUUUAUCGAGAAAAGGUGGUACAGCUUGAAAGCCGAUUUAGCCCUAAUUUUUUCGAUGUUUCAUGAGGAAAUAAGACAACCAUUACAUAGAUUCGACUUAGAAAAUACAAAAUAUAUCAUAGGUGAGAACUGCGGAUGAAAAUGGGGAAGUGGAUAAUUAUAAUCCCCACAGUUAAAUGGACAAACAAAGGGGCUGAAUAGAACCCAAUCAAUUUUUAGGUUUCAUUCCACUUAUAAAAUAAAGUACUCCUUAAUAAAACAGGAACAUCGAAGACAUGCUAAGGAUGCUUUGGCGUAUCCCGUGACAAAACCUGUCUGUAUGUUCUCCUCAGUUCCCCCCUUCUUACUCACAAUACCCUUUUAGGUCUCAAAAACACUGAAUUAACAUGGGUAAAUUAAACAGCAUAAGAAAAUAUGUGAAAAAAAAAAAACAACAACAACAACAACAAGAGUUCCAACCAGUCGGAGGCGGGCCAGCUGUCUAUUUACGCGUGGCUGGCCGAAGAGUUGAACCCGAGACUCUGACGGGAAACAUUAUUCCAUCUAAAGGCCAGGGCAGCUUGAAUUCGAAGUUGAAGUCAAGCCCAAACGCCACACUAUGCUGCCUCCUAAAUGGUGAUUGACUGAUAUUCACUAAAUCAUGUUUUGAUUACAGUUUGAAACCUUAGGUGACGCAAUGUACAUGACUGUUAGUGGUGCGCCAGUGAAGACGACGCGUCAUGCGGAAGCAGUCUCAGCAAUGGCACUCGACAUGCUAGAGGGCGUCGAGCUUAUUAAAAAUCCCGCCAAUAAAAAGCCUAUGACAGUCUCUAUUGGUAAGAAUCAACCUCCUGUAGAGUUUGCCAGUUAAAGUUGAAGUUGCAAAACCCAUCUGACUAUUAAUGAUUGCCCUACUGAACCAUGACAAAGACAAACAAUUUGACGGGUAAUCAAGAAACGUGACUCCCGCUUGUUAGAUUGUUUCGUUUGUUUGUUUGUUUGUGUUUCUACAAUCUGUGCAAAACAAAGGCGUGGUUUGAGGUCAUCCCCCGUGGUCCUCAGUAGGCAAAAGUAGCGCCUUGUGCUUAUGUGGCUCUAGAAGCUUGAGACUACCCUAGACUGGCUGAUAAUGCUAAGUAAAUGAGCGAUAACCGAUGCAUGGACACAGGUGGUCAGCGGGGAAAACCACCAGAAAAGUGAAAAAAUUGCGAAACUAUCAUAAUCAAUGUAGAACCAGGAUGUAAUUUAAUUAUCCCUAAGAUAUUUCACUUAUCCCUUAUCCCAAAAGUUUUUAUUUUAUCAAUUAUUUCCUAUCCCUUAAUUUAUUUGUCCAGUUAUCCCUUAUCCGUAAAACCCCCAACAGGGCCUAAAAUGUUGCAUGUAAGAAUUAAAAACAUCGUGCGGUGUAGCGUCGAAUAAAAAGAAAAGAAAGAAAAGCAUUGGAAAGAAAAAUAAUUGUGAUUGAUUAAAAAUGUAUCCAAAAUAAUCUAGAUAUCUUGAGUGAGACAUCCUGGCCAUUUUUGGUCAUUUCCGUAAACUCAAAACGGUAAUAUUUGUGGCCUCACAAAGCAUUUUGCUAUAUAUGAGACAGUGAGUAUUGGACGCUUGAUGUUCUUAUUACAACCAAGGUCAUUUUUUUCAUCUUUCAUCCUCCCAAUCAGGCAUACACACGGGUCCUGUGGCGGCGGGAUUAGUUGGUGAAAAGACACCUCAGUACUGCUUAUUUGGGGACACAGUUAACAUAGCUUCUCGGCUCAGGACAACAUCACUGGUAUGGUAUUAUCAU
Molecule: messenger RNA, 7618 nt
Organism: Porites evermanni
Lineage: Eukaryota; Metazoa; Cnidaria; Anthozoa; Scleractinia; Poritidae
Source: the annotation of a GenBank genome assembly